Homarus americanus (American lobster) is the source of this 2703-nucleotide messenger RNA. RefSeq names its product phospholipase D gamma 2-like. Bases 131 to 2389 code for a protein of 752 amino acids. NCBI's taxonomy places the organism in Eukaryota, Metazoa, Arthropoda, Malacostraca, Decapoda, Nephropidae. Gene Ontology annotation, molecular function: D-type glycerophospholipase activity. Gene Ontology annotation, cellular component: plasma membrane. The record is from RefSeq and is a predicted model, not a curated record. The transcript has 8 exons. Gene Ontology annotation, biological process: phospholipid catabolic process.
UUUGACGAGCACCAAGGCGAGUAGUUGACUCCCUGCUUCUCACACUUGAUCAUCUGACUUGACAUCAUAACUGUCUCAGUUGAAUAUUUGAUACUUCAGUGCUGCCGCUAAAGCCAUCAGUGUUUCUACGAUGUCGUCUCUUCACGGAGAUCUGGAGGUAGAAGUUGUUAGUGGAGAGAACUUUGUCGACCGAGAUAACGCUCUGUUUAACAUCAUAAGAGGGGAUUGGUCGGACGUCUGGGUAACUGUGACGUUGGGAACGACUGAUAUUCUCACAACAGGAGUUCGUAAGGACGCCAUCAACACGGUCUGGGGGGAACAUGUCAUCUGUCCAGUCUGUGAGGAUGCUAAGUACCUCGAUAUCUCUGUGAGGGACAAAGAUGACUUCCGUUCUGAGUUCCUGGGCAGCGGCCGUGUGGUUCUUGGCGACCGUGACAAAGCUUGGAGUAGGGAUGGUCCUGUUUAUCUUGAAGGAGGGAAGGGUAGAGUGAAUAUGAAGAUCCGGUACACUCCUGCACUACAGUCAAUGGGGGAAAGCAUGGAAGUACCCCGAUCCUACUUCCCUCUACGCAAGGGAGGAUCUCUAACUCUUUACCAGGAUGCUCAUGCCACAACCGUGCCCGGGAUAGUUGGCACCAGUGAGGGCGUCUUUGAGGCAAUGGCAGAUGCGAUCCGUGGAGCGAAGAAGUUCGUCUACAUCUCUGCCUGGAGUCUGUGGACGGGCACGCGUCUUGAGCGUGAUAAAGAGACCCUUGGGGAGUUGUUAAAACAGAAAGCAGGCGAAGGAGUGCGAGUAAUACUCCUUAUCUGGAAUGAAAAAUUUUCUGCUAUUCUUUGUGCUGGACUGCUCAAUACCUUUGACGAGGAUACAGAGAAAUACUUCGAACACACAAGCGUUCACGUAGCGAACGUGAGAAGAAAACGACAUUCGACAUCUUUAAUUAGAGCAAAGCUUGUGGAAACUGUCUGGUCCCAUCACCAGAAAAUGCUCGUGGCUGACGACGGUAAAGACGAUCUUGUCGCCUUCGUUGGUGGCCUAGACUUGACUAAAGGACGAUGGGACACGCCGGACCACCAACUUUUUUCCACACUGGCCAGGGAACACCGCGGCGACUUCCACAACGGCUUCGUUAAUCUGAAAGAGAAUCAGGGGCCCCGUGAACCGUGGCACGACGUCCACGCACGCCUUACAGGUCGGGCUGCCGUCGAUCUCCUGAGGAACUUUGAGGAGCGCUGGAGACAACAGGUGCCAAAAAAGGCUCACCUGCUUGUGCAGUCAUAUGAAGAGGUCCUGACCCCUACAGUAGCGAACUCAAACCCAGCGGAUGAAGUUACGUGGCAAAUGCAGGUGGUUCGAUCGAUAGAUGGAGACUCGGCGAUGUUCAGCAGUGGGCGUGUGGGCGUGCUGGAUAACGCGGGCGGGCGUGUAGUAGAUAAUAGCUUACAUAAGGCUAUGGUUAGACUCAUCAGACGUGCCCAGGACUUUAUUUAUAUUGAGAGCCAGUACUUCAUCGGGUCGUCUCAGGCGUGGGAGGAGGACGACCAGGUGGGAGCCAGUAACCUCGUCCCCCUUGAGAUCGUCCAGCGAGUGGUGGGUAAGAUCCGCGCAGGUGAGGAGUUUCGAGUGUACAUUGUGGUUCCUAUGAUACCUGAAGGCAACCCUGAUAGUCUCGUGGUCAAGAGCAGUAUGAAGGCCAUCCUCCACUACCAGUACCUCACCAUGCAGAUGAUGUAUGGAAGGAUAGCGGCAGUGUUGAAGGAGGUUGGAUCCAAACGUCACCCCACCGACUACUUGCUGUUCCUCUGCCUCGGCAAGAAAGAAUCCCAGGCAAGGGUGGCGAGAUCAGUUGGUGUAGAGAACCCGACUUCCGGAAGUGACGAGUGGAAGUGGCGCCAAAAAUCUCGCUUCCUCAUCUACGUUCACUCGAAGACGAUUCUCGCUGACGACGCCCACAUAGUGAUAGGCUCUGCCAACCUUAACCAGAGGUCACUCGAUGGCACCCGUGACACUGAGGUGGCUGUGGCGGCAUGUCAGGUACGGGAGAACAACACGGCGGUGGGUGAGGUUGUGAAGGACGGUGCGGUAAGGGACUUCCGCAAGUCGCUUUGGGCUGAACACACAUCUGGUCUGUCAGAGGAGGAGCCCGAGUUGGCCAACCCCUCCUCACUGGGUGCCAUCAGAAAGCUCAGGCAGCUGGCUGAUGACUCACUUGACUCCUUCGCGAGCGACUCUUCUGAAAAUGAAUCCAGGAACCGCUUCCUCAGGUAUCCACUGGAUAUCUCUCAAGAUGGAACAGUGACGGCUCGUCCAGGGAUGCCAAAUAUACCUGACUUUGACCUGCCGGUUAUUGGGUCAAAAGGUUUCCUACCAGUAGCUCCAACCAUCUAGUGAUACAAUCAUCAUGUGUACUCUGUGGUCUAAACUUAAGAAGGCUGUCAUUCUUAAGCUCAUCAUAAAACUCAACUUGAGUGCCGAAAUUCUCACGAAUACACUUGAGAGUAUCUUUGGCAGUGUGUAGGAGGAUCAUACCAGUCCCCAUGGCCAUGGCAGUGGUAGUGUAGGUCUACGACACCUCCACCAUCCACCCAGGUUAAGGGUGCUACUCUCACUAAUGUUAUCCACUUUCAGUAUCUCAGUUCCCACAUGUCCACCAUCGCGGACAUCGAUGAAGAGAUUCAAUAUCGGAUCAGAUGUGUGUCUCA